This is a messenger RNA of Osmia bicornis bicornis, 4973 nucleotides long. RefSeq names its product DNA damage-binding protein 1 (gene pic). Gene Ontology annotation, molecular function: nucleic acid binding; protein binding. Gene Ontology annotation, cellular component: nucleus; site of double-strand break. The transcript has 5 exons. NCBI's taxonomy places the organism in Eukaryota, Metazoa, Arthropoda, Insecta, Hymenoptera, Megachilidae. Gene Ontology annotation, biological process: proteasome-mediated ubiquitin-dependent protein catabolic process; DNA repair. The record is from RefSeq and is a predicted model, not a curated record. The coding region runs from base 913 to 4329 and encodes 1138 amino acids.
AAAUUUUAAGUUUUUCUUUCUUUUAUUAUAGUUAUUCACCUAAAAUUUUAUGCAAAAAAUGAACUUUGUUGAAAAAUGUUCAACAAUGCGAAGGUGUCUGAUUAUAAGGAUAUCUCUAUUUAUUUUAGAAUGUAGAUAUCCCUAAAAAAUUGAAUAAAAUCAUAAUUAAUACCGUAAGAUAUUACAAAAGUUGUAUUUAAUACGUAUAAAAAACGUAUUUUAUUUAAAUAUCAUUUUAAACAACAUAAAGUCUAUACAGCAGUGUGUCGUCAUUUUGCAUAACUGUUUUUACUUUGAUUUCCCUUUUUUAAUUUAUAAUGUGAUACAACUUUUUAAUUAAAACAUAUUUGUUAAUCAGCAAUAUAUAAACAUUGAUAUAAAAAUCCCUUUUGAAAUGUGUUAAUUCUUUGUAAAUUGUUGCCAACUUUAUGGCGCGUGAAACAGUGAUGUUAGAUGGGAUAGGUAUUUCUGCGCAUGCGCAUUGAAUAUAGUAUCAACGAAGUAGUCACUCGCAUAAAACGAGAGUGCUAUAGUGCUCCCGCAUUUAAUCUUUAAAUUAUUAAAAAAUGUUGAAUUAAAUAAUUAAAAUUGUAUUAUAAACAAUAUAAUAUGAUGUUAUGAUAUAAGACAAAAAGGUGAUGAUAAGGUAAAAAACCUGUUACUGCUCAGUGCAGUCCCGCCAAAACUCUGGGGUCCGCGCCACCGUCACGUGUAAGUACUGUUGUAUACGUUGUUGUAAUUUUCAUCGUUGCAUCACGAAAAGUUGCGCAUGCGCGAAAAAACCUAUCCCAUCUAGUAUCACUGGCGUGAAAUUGAAAACCAAGCAAGGCCAGUGGCUUGAUCGUAUGUGUGUAUACAUACUUGUGCUUGAAUAGUUAACAAAUUUAGAAAAGUGCUGUUGGAUAAAAUAUUAUGAAAGCAAUGUCUCAUCAUUAUGUAGUAACAGCACACAAACCUACAGCUGUCACUGCGUGUGUGACAGGUAAUUUUACCUCACCUACGGAUCUGAAUCUGAUCCUAGCAAAAAACGUUCGAUUAGAAAUUUAUCUCGUUACUCCUGAAGGUUUAAGACCACUGAAAGAAGUUGGAAUUUACGGAAAAAUUGCAGUCGUUAAAUUCUUUAGACCACCGCAUGAAAAGAAAGAUCUUUUGUUUCUUUUAACUACUCGUUAUAAUGCUAUGAUUUUGGAAUGUAUUGGAGAAGGAGAAGAUAUAGAAAUUAUAACAAAAGCACAUGGAAAUGUGGCAGAUCGUAUUGGGAAGGCUUCUGAAACUGGAAUUAAAGCUGUGAUUGAUCCUAAGGCACGUGUGAUUGGCCUCAGAUUAUAUGAUGGUCUAUUUAAAAUCAUACCUCUUGACAAAGAUAAUCCAGAGUUAAAAGCAUCAUCAAUACGUAUGGAUGAACAACAAGUACAAGAUGUGAAUUUUCUUCAUGGAUGUGCUAAUCCCACUUUAAUUUUAAUUCAUCAAGAUAUUAAUGGCAGACAUGUUAAAACGCAUGAAAUAUCUUUAAGAGACAAAGAAUUUGUUAAGAUACCUUGGAGACAAGACAACGUGGAACGUGAAGCUAUGAUGGUUAUUCCUGUACCUUCACCUAUUUGUGGUGCAAUAAUAAUAGGUCAGGAAAGCAUAUUAUAUCAUGAUGGAACUACAUAUGUUGCUGUUGUACCACCAAUUAUUAAACAGAGUACAAUUACAUGUUAUGCUAAAGUUGAUAAUCAAGGACUCAGAUAUUUAUUAGGAGACAUGGCUGGGCAUUUGUUUAUGCUAUUCUUAGAACAAGAAAAGAAGCCAGAUGGUACACAAGUUGUGAAAGAUCUAAAAGUUGAACUGUUGGGAGAAAUUAGCAUACCAGAAUGCAUUACAUAUUUAGAUAAUGGAGUAAUAUUUGUUGGUAGCCGUUUGGGUGAUUCACAGUUAAUUAAAUUAAUCACAAAAGCAGAUGAAAAUGGUUCCUAUUGUGUUCCAAUGGAAACUUUUACUAAUUUGGCACCGAUAGUUGAUAUGGCAGUAGUUGAUCUUGAAAGGCAGGGCCAGGGACAAAUGGUUACAUGUUCUGGAGCUUUCAAAGAAGGUUCUCUUAGAAUUAUCAGAAAUGGAAUAGGCAUUGAAGAACAUGCAAGUAUAGAUUUACCAGGAAUCAAGGGUAUGUGGGCAUUGAAAAUUGGUGGAGGUAAUUUUGACAAUACUUUGGUAUUAUCUUUUGUUGGGCAAACCAGAAUAUUAACUUUAAAUGGGGAAGAAGUUGAAGAAACAGACAUUCCAGGCUUUGUUUCUGAUGAGCAAACUUUUCAUACUGGAAAUGUUACAAAUGAUUUAUUUAUCCAGAUAACACCAACAUCUGCCAGAUUAAUUUCACACGAAACUAAAACAGUUGUGUCUGAAUGGGAACCAGAAAACAAAAGAACCAUUAGCGUUGUUGCUUGUAAUGGCACACAAGUACUCUGUGCUACAGGAAAUGAUUUAUUUUACAUGGAAAUUUCAUGCGGACAAAUUGUACCAAAAGGAUUUGCUACCUUACAGUAUGAAGUAGCAUGUCUAGAUAUAUCUCCAUUAGAUGGUAAUACCGAAGCAAAAAUCGCUGCGGUAGGUUUGUGGACUGAUAUUUCUGUUCGUAUUUUAACUUUACCUGCUUUGGAAGAAAUCAAUAAAGAAUUACUUGGAGGUGAAAUUAUACCUAGAUCUAUUCUAAUGACAUGCUUCGAAGGUAAUACAUAUCUCUUAUGCGCUCUUGGAGAUGGUAGUAUGUAUUACUUUACUUUACACAAACAAAAUGGUAUACUUUCUGAUAAAAAGAAAGUUACUUUGGGUACACAGCCAACAGUCCUAAGAACAUUCAGAUCAUUGUCUACUACCAAUGUUUUUGCAUGUUCUGAUAGGCCGACUGUAAUUUAUUCAUCAAAUCAUAAACUAGUAUUCAGCAAUGUUAAUUUGAAAGAAGUAAACCACAUGUGUUCUUUAAACGCGGAAUCAUAUCCUGAUAGCUUAGCAUUAGCAACUGACAGUACUGUGACAAUAGGAACAAUAGAUGAAAUACAAAAACUGCACAUUCGAACAGUUCCUCUUGGUGAAUCGCCGAGACGAAUUGCUUACCAAGAAAGUUCUCAAACAUUCGGUGUAAUAACGAUGCGGGUUGAUAUUCAAGACAGUAGCGGUGUUAGCAUUGUAAGACAUUCAGCAUCAACACAGGCUGCCUCAACAUCUAGCAGCAGUCACAUUGCAUCUCACAAUAAGCCUACAGCAAGUGAUAUUAGUCAAGAAAUUGAAGUACAUAAUCUACUCAUUAUAGAUCAACAUACUUUUGAAGUUUUACAUGCACACAUGUUAAUGCCUAAUGAAUAUGCAUUGUCAUUAAUAUCAACAAAAUUGGGUGAAGACCCUACUUUCUAUUAUGUGGUUGGAACUGCCCGUGUUAAUCCUGACGAAACUGAGCCAAAAAUGGGUAGAAUACUUUUAUAUCAUUGGAAUGAUGGAAAACUUACACAGGUUGCUGAAAAAGAAAUCAAAGGGUCAUGUUAUUCUUUGGUCGAAUUCAAUGGAAAACUUCUUGCUAGUAUUAAUAGCACUGUUCGUUUGUUUGAAUGGACUGCAGAAAAAGAACUCAGGCUAGAAUGUAGCCACUUUAAUAACAUAAUUGCUCUUUACUUGAAAACAAAAGGAGACUUUGUUUUAGUUGGAGAUCUCAUGAGAUCUCUUACAUUGCUACAAUAUAAAACAAUGGAAGGUAGCUUUGAAGAAAUUGCAAGAGAUUAUAAUCCAAACUGGAUGACUGCUAUUGAAAUUCUAGAUGAUGAUACAUUCUUAGGUGCUGAAAAUUGUUUCAAUCUUUUUGUCUGUCAAAAGGAUAGUGCUGCUACGUCAGAAGAUGAAAGACAACAAAUGCAAGAAGUUGGACAAUUUCACUUAGGUGAUAUGGUCAAUGUUUUCCGACAUGGAUCUUUAGUAAUGCAAAAUUUAGGUGAAUCAAGUACUCCUACACAAGGUUGCGUAUUGUUUGGUACCGUCAGCGGUGCAAUUGGUUUGGUUACACAAAUUCCAUUUUCAUUCUAUGAAUCUUUAAGAAAUCUUGAAGACAGAUUAACAAGUGUAAUAAAAAGCGUUGGUAAAAUAGAACAUAACUUUUGGAGGAGUUUUAAUACUGAACUAAAAAUUGAACAGUGUGAAGGAUUCAUAGAUGGAGAUUUGAUAGAAAGUUUUCUCGACUUAAGUCCCGAUAAAAUGGCGGAAGUUGCGAUGGGUCUUAUGAUCGACGAUCCUAGUGGCAUGAAAAAAGAAGCAACAGUAGAUGAUCUUGUAAAAAUAGUAGAGGAUCUUACAAGAAUACAUUAAAAUGUAGUUUUUUGCCUGAUUUGUAUAGUUUAUUACAUUUUAAGAAGCUCACAGACGGAUAGAUCGGUAAGGAAAGUCUUAAUAUUUGAAAAAUGAAUUAAGAAUUGUACGUAUAAUUAUAUAUUUAUCAUUAGUAGUACAAGAAAAAGCAGUACAUUUUCUUCAAUGUUAUCCUUAUAAAAGCUGUUUUCAAUAAUAUACACUUAAAUUUUUGUAGUUUGAUUUAGAGUUGUAUUACUAUAAUAGUUCACUUACUUUGUAAGUACAUGCAUCUGAAUUUUGGUCAAAAAGUUUUUGAAUUUAUUUUAAGAACGGAUUAUUCUUAUCACUAACAUUUAUUAAACAGUAAGUACUUAGGUGGAAUGAAUUCAAAAACUUUUUGAUCAACUUUUACAGUUAUUGUGAAAAUUAAUGAAAUUAAUAUCAAACUACAAAAGAAAUCUCUUAUGCCUAGAGAUGAAUAAUGAGUUUUAUUUGUGAUAUUUCCAUUUUUCAAUGCAAACAGAAAAAUUUGAGGAAAGUUUAGCAAUAUGUUACAUUAAAAUAAUAUCGGUGUCAGCUACUGAUAAGUUUCUAUCUGUAUAAUCUUUAUACCUUCAUAAGAUUGAGUGUAAAUAAAAAGAAAUAUUCAUUUCCAGAUAAAA